This is a messenger RNA of Sphaerodactylus townsendi, 988 nucleotides long. It is a transcript of the gene EDF1, whose product is annotated as endothelial differentiation related factor 1. The transcript is spliced from 5 exons. NCBI's taxonomy places the organism in Eukaryota, Metazoa, Chordata, Lepidosauria, Squamata, Sphaerodactylidae. Bases 81 to 527 code for a protein of 148 amino acids. Gene Ontology annotation, molecular function: DNA binding. Gene Ontology annotation, cellular component: nucleus. The record is from RefSeq and is a predicted model, not a curated record.
GCUUUCUAAACCGCCUCCUCAACGGAAGAAGGGAAUAAGGGGGACGGCCUAUUGCGGAGACUGAACAGGACCGAGAGGCCAUGGCAGAAAGUGACUGGGACACGGUGACGGUUCUGCGCAAGAAAGGCCCGAGCGCGGCCCAAGCCAAGUCCAAGCAGGCCGUAUUAGCCGCUCAGAGAAGAGGAGAGGAUGUGGAGACCUCCAAGAAAUGGGCAGCGGGCCAAAACAAGCAGCACUCUAUUACAAAGAACACAGCAAAGCUGGACCGGGAGACAGAGGAGCUGCAUCACGACAGGGUCCCCCUUGAGGUGGGGAAAGUGAUCCAGCAAGGCCGGCAGAGCAAGGGGCUCACCCAGAAGGAUCUGGCCACGAAAAUCAAUGAAAAGCCGCAAGUCAUUGCUGACUAUGAAUCUGGGAAGGCCAUCCCCAACAACCAAGUGCUGGGCAAGAUUGAGAGAGCCAUCGGCCUUAAGCUUCGCGGGAGGGAGAUUGGGAGACCCCUCGAAAAGGGCCCAAAAGGGAAGUGACAACAAAGCCUCGAAAUCAGUUUGCCCCGACUGAUCUCGCCUAGCCAUUUCUUUCUCCCAGAUGGCCAGGAUCUCUGUUUGUCUACGGCAGGCUGAACAAGAGGGCUUUAGCCGUGCUAGAGAGGAAACCUACAGAAUCUCAGCCCUGCUCUAAACAGCAAAAACUUCUCCACCAGUGACACGCUCUCCUUCCUUUUUAUGAGAUUGAGUAUCUAAAUCUUAAUAAAAGGCUGCAUCAGUUUCUGCCAGGGGUGCCAAAAAAAAGCCUUUGUCUGUUGGUAUUAAGGAGCAGCUUGGUCUCAAGAGAAUCUCUUCUGGAAGAAUUUGUGGGAGGGGCAAGAGUCAGAGAGAAGUGGGUGGGGGCAUGGGGGGGCCGAGUCACGGUGGUGGCUCUUCUUUGUUUGUCCAUUCCUUCCAGCUGUUUUAAAGAAAUCUCAAAUAAAGCUCGUUACCCUUCCGCA